Molecule: messenger RNA, 1472 nt
Organism: Cucumis melo (muskmelon)
Lineage: Eukaryota; Viridiplantae; Streptophyta; Magnoliopsida; Cucurbitales; Cucurbitaceae
Product: oxysterol-binding protein-related protein 4C
Exons: 7
Coding region: 210-1373 (387 amino acids)
Cellular component (GO): membrane; cytosol; intracellular membrane-bounded organelle
Molecular function (GO): sterol binding
Source: RefSeq, a predicted model, not a curated record
GUUCCCUCUUCCCUUCCCUCUAAAUUCUGAUUGGUCAAUCCCUUCUUUUUAAAUCGCCAAAAUUCUUAUUCUCUCUUCACACACCUUUUCCCCCCCUUUUCUCCCUAUUUCCAUUCCCUUUCCCUCCAACCUUCAACACUUCCUCUCUCUUCUCCGGCUCCGGCUCCGGCGACUCCUCCUCUUCCACACGUCGAUCCCCGAUUUCACUUAUGGGUGCUGGAGAGGACACGGAAAGGGCGGUGAGAAGAAUUACUUUGACUAAACCGGUUUCGUUGGAGGCAGGGUCAGAUGCGGCCGAGUAUAAAGCUCCUAACCUACUCAGUCGCAUCCUAAGCCUCUUUAAAGAUGUACGGCCAGGAUCUGAUCUAUCUCACUUCAAGGUACCCCCACAGUUCAACAUGCCAAAAUCACAACUUCAAUGUUAUGGUGAAUCUGUGUAUUGCUUCAAUGAAGACAUGUUAAGGAAGUGCAACAAUGGGAAGAACCCAAUAGACAGAUUUGUGGCUGUUGUAGCAUGGAACAUUUCUACUCUUCGUCCUUUAACUUUUGGUAUUUCUCCUUUCAACCCAAUUCUUGGAGAGACCCAUCAUGCUUCAGCAGGCUCCCUAAAUGUUCUACUUGAGCAGGUUUCACAUCAUCCACCAGUGAGUGCCCUCCAUGCUACUGAUGAAAAGGAAAACUUGGAAAUGAUAUGGUGUCAGCAGCCUAUUGCCAAAUUUUAUGGUACAUCUGUGGAGGUGGAAGUAAGGGGAAAGAGAGAGCUGAGACUUUCAAAUCAUAGAGAAACUUACGUUAUGAAUGCUCCAAAUCUGAUGUUCAAAUUCCUUCCAACACCUGGGGCUGAAUGGAGUGGUAAUCUCAGAAUUGCUUGCCAUGACAGUGGUCUUGAAGCUGAGUUACGUUUCAAAGGUCUCUCUUUCUUUGGAUUUGGAGGGAAUGCUAGAUCAAUCAAAGGAAAGAUUUUUGAUAGUUUGUCAUCAAAGCCUCUUUAUGAGGUCAAUGGUCAAUGGGACAGAACUGUCACGGUGAAGAACAUAGAGAGCGGUGAAGUUGCAGUCAUAUACAACGCAAAAGAAAACAUUUGGAGACUGAGAACUCCUACAGUUCAAGACCCAAGGAGUGUGUGGCCAAGUGAAUCAGCAGUGGUAUGGAGUGAGGUGAGCCAAGGCAUUCUGAGCAAAGACUGGGAGGCAGCAAAAAGAGGAAAGAGAGCUUUGGAGGAGAAACAAAGGGAGAUUGCAAGAGAAAUGGCAUCAAGAGGUGAGACUUGGGUUCCUAAGCAUUUUACUUUUUCUCAUACUAAAGAAGGUGGUUGGGACUGCACACCUAUCCAUAAAACAGUCCCUCCAUCCCCCAUUGUUGUACCCAAAUAAUCAUAUUCCUCUCGAUUUUUUUUUUGUAUAAUAACAAAACAUUAAUAGUUUAUUGUAAUGUUAACUUUGUUGGAGGAGUUAUAUAUAUUUAUUCAACAA